Suillus discolor is the source of this 1077-nucleotide messenger RNA. RefSeq lists its product as uncharacterized. The transcript is spliced from 6 exons. The record is from RefSeq and is a predicted model, not a curated record. Lineage: Eukaryota; Fungi; Basidiomycota; Agaricomycetes; Boletales; Suillaceae. Bases 1 to 1077 code for a protein of 358 amino acids.
AUGGAGUUCGCGGCUUCCUUUUGCAUCGCGUCCACUUUUGAUCUGAUGUUAGUAUCUCAUGCGCGAGCUUCGCAAAUCACUCAUUUUUAUGCUUACAAACCCUCAAGGGCUCACAAUCAUGUCGUCAAAGAAACUUCUCAACGAUAUAAUAAGGGAAAUGUUGCUGUAAGACCGCAGGACUCUACAGAGCUUCGCAACUUCUUGCCUCCUAGCCACGACGAACUUCGUGAUGCUAUGUGUGUUGUGUUCACCGGACAGACACAUCGCCCUUCUCCUGAGACAGUUAAACAGAUGCAGCCUAUACUCGUUACAAAGAGUAGGGUGCAUUUGUUGAUUGAGUUCUUAAUCGCUAAUAAUCCCUGGUAUCAGAAGAGCGGUGUCGCUUAUAGUCAGAACAACAUGGACGCUCUUUUCGAAGACACCGAUGCAAACCUAGAUUGUAGCAUGCCUGCUGCAUUGGAGAUUUGUCAUUUACCACGAGAAGGUAAAGUCAAUGCUAAUGUCACACACGAGGGUCCUCAAGCGCGAGAUUCAGAUUUGUCAGAUGACACUCCUGUUGGGGACAUAGUUAUGGAGGCAGUGGAAAAAAUGAAACUUCAAGCAUUGGCAUACGUAUUGGACCGCAAGCAGUUUCUUUUGUCUCAUACGGGUGAAAAAUUUGUUGCAGACAAUGACCCUGGUACUCACCAUCUGAAUUGUUGUACCUUCACUGGGCUAUUGUCUUAUUUGUUCCCCCAUCUCGACCCAUGGGACAUUGGGGGAUUUUAUCAUUGUGGGCGUACACCAAAGCAAUAUCUGUCGAUGGAAGCUCAGGUUCGAAAUUUGUUGCAUGCGAACUUCGCGUUCAUUUUAAGCAUGAAUACUAAUUUUCGGGUAUGUGCAUCUCAGCAACAAAGUUUAGCGAACGAACUGAAAGCUUUAGGUCCAUCACUCACUUCUCUAGCUGAGAAGUGGACACGCUCAGUUAAUGAGAAGCCUUCUACUAUGCAGGAAAAAAAGGCUGCAUGUCUUUUACAUCGUCUGCAAUCGUCUACGAAAGCUUUGAGAGGUAGUGUGGGCUAUAAAUUAUGUCAUUGA